CAGGUCUCAAAAUCCCGCCGGGUCCAUGGAGCCUCCAUGGUCGACCACCGGAUUCCCAAAUCCCGCCCGGCGGAGACGCAGACCAGAGACGAGAUAAAAGACGGUCUCCGCCUUUCUCUUAGAAUUCCAGGUCAGUCAAAUCCGUUCCGCGUGUCUGAUCAAGAGGAUUUCAGAAAUGGAUAGUGUUUGCUUAAGAACCUUCAGGAGAUUUGAGAAUGGCACCGCCCAAUUCGGCCGUAGCCGCCGCCUCUGCCGGCGACUGCACUCUUCAGGCUGUUGGCCACAAGGACUCCUUGAACAGGUCGCUCUCUCUUCUUUUGGUCCUUUGAAUAUAUGGGUUUAUUUAUCUUUACUUAAUCGGAAUGUUGAAUGUCUUCGCUGAACGGAGAAAGAUUCCUCCGGCGACCAUUUCCUCUUGUAUUGAAGUUUCGUCAUGGAUGGUAUUGGUAAAUCAUAUUCUCCCUUUUGCUUCUGUAUUUGUAUUCAAAUAGAUACGAACAGAAGAAUACGAAUCGAUUCCCCACCCCAUAAACAACAAAAUUUUCACAGGUAGCACAUUAUAUAAAACCAUGGAUGGCCGGCAGUAAUGGCGUUUUCAGGACGUCCCUACUCCUGUUUUUUUCCUCCUUAUCAUUGACCAAGUAUGAUGUAAGACGUUCUGUUAACAUCUCUGCCCCCACAGCCAAUAAAAGACAAGAGAUUCCAUUGCUAUACUACUGGUCCUUCCACACAGAAACAGCAAAUGCAGCCAGUAGCCUCUCCCCACAAUGUCACUCCUUUGGUUCUUGAUCUUGCUAGGUCUCUUCAGCUUCAUUUCUUCCACAGCUUCUGCUCAGCAACACUACGACGCAUCAGAUUGCGCUGCACCGAAUUCCACCUCCCCUGGUUCCAGAUACACCUGCAACACAACAUCAAGCAGCAGCAGUAGUUCUUCUUGCAGCACAUUUCUGAUCUUCAGGGCUAACCAGAAAUUCAGAACCUUGGCAAGCAUCUCAGAGUUGUUAAGCAGUAGCGUCGAUUCUCUGCAGCGUCUCAAUUCAGGAGUUGCAUCAUCAGUGGAGGUUCUCGAACCGGGCAGGGAAGUUUUUGUUCCUGUACAGUGUUCCUGUUCUGGUCAGUAUUUCCAGUCAGAGUGGGUGACCUACACAGCUCCUUUGAACAAGACCAGUAUAGCAGAUGUGGCGUGUUCGGUGUUCGAGAGCUUGGUGACGUAUAGUACAAUCAUGGAGGCAAAUGGUUUCGACACGGAUCAAGUGGUAGCUGGCACUGCCAUUCAUCUGCCUCUCAAAUGUGCUUGUCCUGAUCAUCACGAUGACAAUUCGACCAACGGAGGGUUGAACUACCUUGUUACGUAUCCUGUGUUUGAAGGUGACGUGCUGACUGAAAUCGAUGACAAAUUCGGGAUUUCAGCUGAGGAUUUGUUCAGGGUCAAUGGCCUCGAUCCUUGGCCUACGAUCUACCCCAACACGACCCUGUUGAUCCCUCUGAAAGAAAGCUCUGUGAGGAUCAACAUGACUAGUCACUCUUCUUCUCCACCUCCACCAGCUCCAGUCUUUCUCCCCACGAUCAUCGUCGAGAGACGUUCAUCGAGAAACACUACAAGGUUAAAAAGAAGCUUCUACAUCGCGGUAUCAGUCAUUGGGUUCUUCAUUUUAGUAGCAGCAGUGUUUGCUUUCGGUAUGUACAUGAGUGGUAGGAAGAAAGAGAAGAUUCAGAAGCUGCUUUCGUUCAACACAAGCGUCUCUCAACUAACUUGCUCCACACCGAAAAGCUCAGCCACGGGUUUAACUCCAUGUUUGUCUCCUGAUCUUCUAGUUGGGAUCAAGUACUCCUUGAGAAGUUACAGCAUAGACGAGCUGAGGAUAGGAACGAACGAUUUCAGCGAUGAGAACAAGAUUGGAGAUGAGGGUUACAGAGGGUUGAUUGAUGAUGUUGAGGUGAUGGUGAAGCCAUUGAUGUUUGACGACACUAGGCAAGUGGUUGAUAUUCAUUCUAGAAUCAACCACAUCAACAUCGUGGCCUUGCUUGGUGUGUGUUAUGAUCAUGGAGACGACUCUUGCAUUGUUCUUGAGCUGCCUAGCAAUGGCUGCUUGAGAAAUUGUCUCGCGAAUCCAUCAAGCCACCUCCGGUGGAAUAGAAGAACGCAGAUAGCGUUCGAUGUAGCUACAGGACUUCAUUACCUUCACUACUGCAUCUUCCCUUCGUAUGCUCAUAUGAGUGUGAACACUAGGAACAUUUUUGUGACCUCGAAUUGGAGGGCCAAGCUCACAAAUAUCAGGACCAACCCCAGCAGUGGUCAAAGUCCAAGUCACAAAGGGUGGUUACCUCCUGAGUAUAACGGGUCAGCUUCCGAUAAAGUUGACAUCUUUGCAUUUGGGGUGGUCCUACUAGAGCUGAUAUCAGGAAGGGAGGAUACUGAUGGAACUUCAUUCAAGGAAUCACUUGGCUUCCUUGGAGGUGGAGCUGGCGAAGGAGGAUGUUUCGAACAGCUGAGGAGCUUCGUCGAUCCAUGUCUAGAAGGAAACUAUCCUCUCGCGGAGGCUCUAUGUCUAUCUGUUUUAGCAAAGGCAUGUGUGGAGGAUGACCCCCUGCAUCGGCCUUCUAUGGAUGAUAUCCUCAAAGUUCUCGUCAGGAUGGUCUGAAAUGACCCUCCAGCUGCAAGGAAAACCUGGAGAAACCCAUUCAGAAGCAUCUAUAGUUCUUUAUGGUAAGAAUUAGCUUACCCUUCAUCACCAUUUUUGUUUCACUUGCAAUAUAAAAUUGUUUUGAGGCAUUCUGAGUAGAAGGGACAAAAGGGAUGAGCACCAACUGACGCUUAGCAUAUGCUAGAGAACAGAUAGCUUUCAAGAUCCAUUUUUGUGCUCUUUAGAUGUCUUUCUCAUAUCAUUUCUUUAUGAUGAACCAUACCCCAGCAGCUCAACUUGCCUGUUGGACGGAACUGAAUUAAUUUAUGGGUAUGAUUUGUUUGACUUGUGUCUUGUUCUAGAGCCACCACUUAUGAGGUCACACACUCUUGGAUAUAUGCAAAUGUCUUCAGGAAUAUAUCAACUGCAACUACUUACUCCUGUUAAAAAAAUUCAUGUCUGGAAUCCUUCUGGAAAUUUGAUGCAACUGAAUUUUGUUUUUCAUUUUUGCAGAGAAGCUGGGCUCUUUUGACUGAAUUAACAAUAUGUAUGAUGGAAAUGCAAGAACUGGAUCUUCUUCUCCACACUGCUUUCACCUAGCAGUCUGCUUUCUUCUGAUCCAUUAAUCCACAUACUGUCAAUGGUUUCAUUUCAGGCACGUCCUUACAGCAGCAGCAGUUAGUCUUCUCUUGGGUUAUGUGGAGGUUUUGGUGCCAGUUGGAUGAGUCUGAUUCGAGUUGGAUUUGGGUUUAUAAAAUCGAUCAACCGCAUCAGCUUGUUAGGGAGUUUAUGUAACAUUUUCUAUAUGUUCAGUUUGUACGAAAAGAACAGUACAGAAAUGGAAGCAAUGACCAUUUUCGGUUGGUACAAAGUUAAGCAAAGAGAUCAGUUUUGGUGGCUGUUAUGUUAUUGAACCCAAAUUUAAGAGGCCAAUGAUGUAAAUCACCCGAAUUUAAUUGUGUGUAAUUUACCAUCCUGUCCUUUAUAAAUUGCAAAUUUGGUUAUGGGUUUUAUGUCUUUGCGUGUCGAGUUUUAACCAUGGUCUAUUAAACCGUACCGCCGGUUCAACCACAAAAUACCAGUAUCGGAGGCUAAAUCGAUAGGCGGUAUUUAACGGUACUAAUGGUUGAACUACGGUUAAAUCACGGUUUUGUCAUAAAAUACCUUAUCGCUG
This is a messenger RNA of Linum trigynum, 3798 nucleotides long. The record is from the annotation of a GenBank genome assembly. Lineage: Eukaryota; Viridiplantae; Streptophyta; Magnoliopsida; Malpighiales; Linaceae.